CUGAUUACGACGCCCGAAACCACAAAAGUGUCCGCGGUAGCUCUCAAAUUACCAGAGAAUGAUAUUGUGGAGGAGGUCAACUGUUUUGUUGUGACCCGUUGUUCGGUGAGUAAAACAUGAUGUAGAUUACAGUACAAUGACUUAAGGUUUUUUUUUUUUUCUUGAAUGAAAAAAAAAGUUGUUUUUAUGUGAUCCCUAUCAAUCAUAAUUAUGUUAUGUACAUUGAUGUGUUUUUCAGGAUGGCGUAGUGCGUGGUUUGUUAUAUAAACUUACAGGACAGGAAUUUGAAUUGGACUUCGAGGUAAUAUUCUUAACUAUGUCAUUUUUAUAAAUGGUUAUCCUUUUACAGGAUGUUUCUUAAAGCACCAUCUUGUAAUUACUAUACCGUGCACCACUCUGAAAUACAAUAUCUGUUUUUUAAAUUAAUCAGAAAAAAAAACUUUUCGAUAUUUAUCUCUUCCCUACAUUAAAUGAGCAUAGUCGUACCAUGAAUUAAAUGGGCCGUGCGAGCGAGGUAACCGGGAAACAGAGCUCUUUCUGUAAUGUAAUAACAUAUUAUAAUCCUGAAAUUUUUUAAUUUUUUAAACGAAAUAUAUUAUUAUAUUAUAAAACGUUAAAUGUAUUAUAGUUUAAAUUUUUUAUUCUUAUAAGGUUAUGUGUCCAACUUAAUAUAAUGUGUUUUUAAUUUCUUUAAUGAAUUAUGCGGAAUAAAAUUUAAUGUCAAUAUUGAUAAUAAAUUAAUAAGCUAAUUGUUUGCUGGCAUCAAUUAUAUUGAUAUGUAUAUUACAAUUAGUGUACCUAUAAUUCAAUUCUAUAUUUGUUUUGAUAUGAACUAAUAUAAUGAUAUUGUUAUUAUUUAGUUAUUGAAACCAGGGUCUAUCGUUGUAUGUGAUAACCAGCUGUUUACCAUCAAAACCAAUGAUACUUCGUUCUGCCCUCUUUUCUACACGCAAAAAAUUAUAGAAAAACGUAUACAGGAUAUAGAAAAUAAAAAGUCGAUCCGCAAUAAUAAAUGA
Molecule: messenger RNA, 1016 nt
Organism: Cinara cedri
Lineage: Eukaryota; Metazoa; Arthropoda; Insecta; Hemiptera; Aphididae
Source: the annotation of a GenBank genome assembly